CAGAAAAACACGAAAGUAUAUGAAAUUUACAGAAAACAUAAAAAUAACGGAUUUUUAAAAAGGGGGAGGGCAAAAAAAAUUGUCCUGUCCCUAUGUACCUGCGGAUGCCUUAUCAUCAAGUGGGUGAUCUAAGCCAAUGUUAGUGUUUUUUCAAGCAAAAUAACGUAACUUUAAAACGAAAAGAAAGUCUUUCGGUAAUUAAAGAAAACAACGUUCAAAUAUUUGAUCAGUUACUUGGAGUGAAAUGAAGAUUCAGUUUGUUGUUGCGUUACUUUGCUUGGUGAUAUUUCUACAUUCUGAAGGCAAACACCAAGACAAUGGUCACUACAAAACCAAGGCCAAAGGACACAAUCACGAAAAUUGCAAAAGCAAAGGCGAUCCACCAAAGAAGUGUGAAGCACCUUGCAAAACUCUUCCAACGACAUGUCCAGUGGGAUACUCAAAACUAACUAAUCAAAGUAUAAGCCCAAAUUGUUACCUAUUCGAAGGGAAUAAUACAUCGGAUAGACCAACGUGGUAUGCUGCACUUGCGAGAUGCAUUAGUACUCCUGGUGCCUACCUGUGGAUUCCAGAAACAAUAGAAGAGGCUGAAGCAAUUAGAGACAAAUUUAACAUUGUUGAACAUGGCUUUGACAUAUAUGUUGGAGCAAACAAUCUAGUUGACAGUGAUACAUAUGUGUAUUCAGUAACCAAUGACACAUUUGAUUGGGACAACCUUGCAUUUGGAGAACAAUUUGGAUUGCUGAAAACCUUUGAUGGCUGCAUGGAACUGGAAUUUAAUCAGACCGGGAUACCUAAUUUUCUGUGGGAUUCAGAUACUUGUUCUUCUGGUAACGAGGCAUAUAUUUUUUAUCCUAAUGCAGAAAGAUUUUCCUGA
This is a messenger RNA of Mytilus californianus (California mussel), 877 nucleotides long. RefSeq lists its product as uncharacterized. The coding region runs from base 245 to 877 and encodes 210 amino acids. The transcript has 8 exons. The record is from RefSeq and is a predicted model, not a curated record. Lineage: Eukaryota; Metazoa; Mollusca; Bivalvia; Mytilida; Mytilidae.